UUGAGAAAGACAACAUCCUAUUUGAAUUAUUAUCGUGACAAGCAUUGUACAUACAGAAAAUGAAGAAAAUAUCGUUGUGCGUGUUUGUCGUCAGUCUCUUUGUUAUCUUGAAUGUCAACGAGGCUGGUUUUCUUAGGGAGGUUGCCAAGCCCUUCGAAAGAAUUGGCAAAGAAAUAAGACGAGAAGUCAAAGAUGUUGGAAAGGCUAUUGAGCACGUUGGCAAGGCAAGUGGUUUCACGAUCGUUGAAAGUUGUUGUCCGUCCUGUUGUCAAGUUGAUCCAAAAAGACGAAAAGAAGAGGUGAUCGAAGUUGUUGAAACCGUUGAUGACACUACUGGCAUUCAGGCUACCACUGAAACAUUCGAAGUUGGAAUGAUUCGUCUGCACAACGAACUUCGAUCAAUAGAAGGAGUAACUGGAACAGUUGCUUGGGACGCACGUCUGGCCCAGAUGUCAGCGGAGUGGAUAACUCAGUGCAGCCUGAAGUACCCGGUGUAUGGCGACAGUAGAGAUUCCUACGGUCAGAAUGCCUUCAUGACGACCAGCGCCACAGCAGAGCCCAUUGACGCCAUCAACACCUGGUACUCCUACAAAUCCAACUUCAAUCCCGCCACUGGAGACUGUCUUGACGGUCAAGUCUGCGAUCCUUAUCUUCAGGCCGUAAUGCCAGAGAGUCAGUACGUGGGUUGUGCCGCGGGCACGUGUGGCUCUUUCAGUGGGGGCCCUGGAGGCUCCACCAUCUUCUGCAUGUACGCACCUGUCUGAUUCACCAUCUCUCACACUUUAUUCAAUAUCUCUCCUCAUUAUUAAAAUGCAUUGAUGCUAAUUAAAAUUGUGGGAAUGAUUUGGUUUUUCAACAUUAUCAUUAACUACAUUUUGUUUCUCUUCGAUAAUUAAUAAAAAUUUUGAAGCGAAAUACUUUUUUUACUAAUGCAUGUUGAUGACUGUUGAAAAAUAUUCUAAUAGCUUCCCAAUAAAACAUCAAUUAAAAAUAUAUUCUCGAAAACAAAACUGGACAGACCAAACUGUAUAAUGAUAAUUAAAUUUUUGCCGAUAAAUGUUAUUAAACUUUUCUAUAUAGUCAAAACCGCUUAAUAAAACCAUAUCAAAACUUGGCCGAAGUGUACCGAUUAGGCAACUUGUCUUCUUUCUUAAAUUCGAUUUCAGUAAUGUAAUGAUAUAACGUUGUUUGAAUGGAAAUGUUUUAUGCAAUAGUGCUUAUUGAUCGGAAGACUAGAUGAAAAUAAUUUAAGAGACUGAUCCCAUUAAGGCGUUAACCGACAUGUGAUUGAUGUUUAUAAUGUUGUAGAAUGCUCACAAAAUAAACGUUCAAAGAAAAUUUUAAUUUCAUUGUGUUCAACUGCUUACUAAUAAAAAAAAUUAUUUU
Helobdella robusta is the source of this 1386-nucleotide messenger RNA. RefSeq lists its product as hypothetical. NCBI's taxonomy places the organism in Eukaryota, Metazoa, Annelida, Clitellata, Rhynchobdellida, Glossiphoniidae. The transcript has 5 exons. The record is from RefSeq and is a predicted model, not a curated record. The coding region runs from base 60 to 764 and encodes 234 amino acids.